UCUUGGCAGUUCCUUUACGUUGGCAGGAGCAUUCGGAUUAAAAUACAGCGCCUGUCAGACGGCCGGUAUAGGCGCACAGAUAAAGCACUACCCAUUGCAGGUUCGCAUAGGCAUUUCAAUUGGCUUUCCAGUAGAGAAGAGCGUGCGACAACUGCACUGUGGAACACACCCCAGUUCGGUAAUGCCUCCUCCCGAUAAGGACUUUCACUCUUCCCCCUCUGCAUUUUCGUGACUUUCACGAUGGUGCAAAAAGCCGCCAACGGCGUAGUUUAUUCAGCCGAAGGCGGAGAGAAAAAAGUCGGCUUUGUUGGACUGGACCCAGGCGCAGCCGAGACCAGCAGAGACGGGGCGCUCCUCAUAGCCGGUUCGGAAACCACCAAGCGGGCCAGCAUAUUAUGCAGACCUAGAUCCAGUUUAUCAGGGGGGAAGAGAGCCAACAAGAGGAAUGCCGGCUAUCGAAAACUACAGAAUUUCCUCUACAAUGCACUGGAGAGACCGAGAGGCUGGGCGUUUGUAUACCACGCUUAUGUGUUCGUCUUGGUCUUCUCCUGCCUCGUGCUGUCGGUGUUCGCCACAAUCAAAGAAUACAAGAAGAGCUCAGAGAGUGCCUUGUACAUCCUGGAAAUAGUGACCAUUGUGGUGUUUGGCGUAGAGUACAUAGUCAGGAUCUGGGCAGCCGGCUGCUGCUGUCGUUACAGGGGAUGGAGAGGCCGGCUCAAGUUCGCUCGCAAGCCCUUCUGCAUCAUCGACAUGAUGGUGCUGAUAGCGUCGGUGUCGGUCCUGGCGGCCGGGUCCCAGGGCAACGUGUUUGCCACCUCGGCCAUCAGGAGUCUCCGCUUCCUGCAGAUCCUCCGCAUGCUGCGCAUGGACCGCCGCGGGGGCACCUGGAAACUGCUGGGAUCAGUUGUCUACGCCCACAGCAAGGAGCUAAUUACGGCCUGGUACAUCGGCUUCCUCUGCCUCAUCCUGGCCUCCUUCCUGGUCUACUCGGUGGAGAAGGAUGACAACAGCGAGAUGUUUGAGACGUACGCUGACGCACUGUGGUGGGGCCUGAUCACCCUGACGACAAUCGGCUAUGGCGAUAAAUACCCGGAGACCUGGAAUGGCCGCCUCAUUGCCGCAGCCUUCAGCUUGAUUGGUGUGGCGUUCUUCGCUCUUCCCGCAGGUAUCCUAGGCUCUGGCUUUGCUCUUAAGGUACAGGAGCAACACAGACAGAAGCAUUUUGAGAAACGACGUAACCCAGCUGCGGGGCUGAUUCAGAAUGCCUGGAGGUUUUAUUCAACCAAUCUAUCUCGAUCGGACCUGUUUGCAACAUGGGACUUCUAUGAACAGAACGUAUCGGUUCCAAUGUACAGGCUCAUCCCUCCCAUCAAUCAGCUGGACCUCCUGAGGAGUCUGAAGGGAAAGUCUGGAUUCAGGAAGGACACUCAGCCUACGGAAGCCUCUCCAAGUAAUGUGGCCACACAUUCACCUCAACUCUGUGGCUGCUUCCCCAGAAGCCUUAGCCGUAAGGCCAGCAUUAAAGAGAAAGUCUUUCAGAGUCCCUCUAAGCACACGGACGGGAAAGGAGACGAGGGGGUCGAGGAGAGUCCCAGCAAACUGCAGAGUCGGGCCAAGCAGGCCUUCCGCAUCAGGGGUGCGGGAUCGCGCCAGAACUCAGAAGAGGCCAGUCUACCUGCAGAAGAGGUGGAUGAUAAGCAUGGACACUAUGGAAUGCAGCAAGACUUACCCGCUGGACUAAAGGUGACCAUCCACGCAGUCUGUAUUAUGCGCUUCAUGUUGUCAAAGAGGAGGUUUAAGGAGAGCUUGCGGCCGUAUGACGUGAUGGAUGUGAUUGAGCAGUACUCUGCUGGACAUCUCGACAUGCUCUCCCGCAUCAAGAGCCUCCAGUCCAGGGUAGAUUUGAUUGUGGGUCCCCCUCUCCCUUCAACACCCCGUCAUAAGAAGUACGUAAUCUGGCAAAGAGUGGACCAGAUAGUGGGUAAGGGUGCUCCAGAGAAGGGGGAGAAGGAGAAGCCCAAGACACCCGUGGAGCCUGAGGGCCCAGAGGACCCCAGCAUGAUGGGACGCAUGGGCAGGAUGGAGAAGCAGGUCCUGACCAUGGACAAGAAGCUGGACUUCCUGGUGCAGGUCUACAUGCAGCGUAUGGGCAUCCCGCGCUCCGAAACCGAGGCCUUGCUGGGAUUCAAAAUGUCCGAACCUGCGCCACCAUACCACAGCCCGGAAGAAUACAAGAGUGGGAAGGAGGAUGAUUUGGAUGAGGAGAAGGAGGAGGUGAAGAAGGUGAGCGCCGCUCCAGAACCUCCUCCACUGGGCUCCAGCACCCCCCUCGAGACCCAUCAACAGGCCUCGACGCUCUGGACCCGCCCGUCUCCACCCCGCACACCGUCCCGUGCACCGUCCCCGCCGCAGAAACUGACGGACGAGCCCCUCUGCCUGCCCCGCUGGAACAGCAGCCGCGGCGUGUCCCCCGUGCUCACAGACGACCCCUCGCUGUACCGCAUCCCGCCGCCGCCAUCUCAGGACACCUCUGAGAGCAGCCGCCAGCGCAAGCACCACCGCCGCCCCCGCCCCCAACACUCCGGCCACAUCUCCGCCGCCGCAGCCGUGUCCGCCGCCGUGGAGAGCGACACCUCCCUCUCCAUCCCCUCCGUGGACCAUGAGGAGUUGGAGCGCUCCUUCAGCGGCUUCAGCAUCUCGCAGGCGCGCGAGGACGACUACCCGCCCCAGCCCUCCGGCAUGGGCAUGAUGGGGAACGUGGGCGGAACCUUCCGGGCCCGGCUCCGGCCGUAUCUGGCAGAGGGAGAGUCAGACACGGACUCGGAGCUGUACACCCCGGGCGCCCCCUCCCCCUCCCCGCUGUCCUGGGGAGAGGGCCAGUUCGGGGAGAGGGGCUGGAUGGGGAAGUAA
Messenger RNA from Engraulis encrasicolus (European anchovy), 2910 nucleotides. RefSeq names its product potassium voltage-gated channel subfamily KQT member 2-like. The record is from RefSeq and is a predicted model, not a curated record. The coding region runs from base 241 to 2910 and encodes 889 amino acids. Gene Ontology annotation, biological process: potassium ion transmembrane transport. Gene Ontology annotation, molecular function: voltage-gated potassium channel activity. The transcript has 17 exons. NCBI's taxonomy places the organism in Eukaryota, Metazoa, Chordata, Actinopteri, Clupeiformes, Engraulidae. Gene Ontology annotation, cellular component: membrane; voltage-gated potassium channel complex.